GGCAAGAGGUCUUUGGAGAAGUUCUCCCCCCCCCCUCCCCGACCAUCUUUCCAGAAGUUUCUCCGGCCCUCCCCCUUAUAUAGCCCCCUUGGCUCCGGCGGCGGCUCGGCCCGAGGAAGUUAGUCCGGAGAGAUCUUGCCGGGGCUUUUUGCAAGCCAGGCUCGGCCGUUGCAAGCACCGAGGUCUGCAGGACUGCGCUCCGUUGUCAUGGAUUCCACCUGGUUGAUCCACCUUCUCGCGCUCUGCGCACUCUCCACGGCGGUCCCCUCCGACGACAAGAAGAGCGAGAAGCCCACCCCGAAAGAGAAGAAGCUGACCGAGAAGGCCACCACCUUGGCCGACCGCAGCGCCAUCCUGGCCUUCAACCUCUACCAGGUGAUGGCCAAGGACAAGAGCUUGGAAAACAUCUUGGUGUCCCCCGUGGUGGUGGCCUCUUCUCUGGGCUUGGUGUCCCUCGGAGGAAAGGACACGACGGCCUCUCAAGCCAAGGCCCUCCUUAGCGCCAGCAAGCUCAACGACGACUACAUCCACAGCGGGUUGUCCGAGCUCUUGACUGACGUCAGCAACGCCACGGCCCGGAACGUCACCUGGAAACUCGGCAGCCGCCUCUACGGCCCCAGCUCCAUCAGCUUCGCGGAGGACUUUGUGAAAAACAGCAAGAAGCACUACAACUACGAGCACUCGAAGAUCAACUUCCGGGACAAGCGGAGCGCCCUCAAGUCCAUCAACGAGUGGGCGGCCCAGACCACCGACGGCAAGCUGCCCGAGGUCACCAAAGAUGUGCAGAAGACCGACGGGGCCUUCAUUGUCAACGCCAUGUUCUUCAAACCGCACUGGGAUGAGAAGUUCCAUCACGAGAUGGUGGACAAGCGUGGCUUCAUGGUGUCUCGUUCCUACACAGUCAGCGUUCCCAUGAUGCACCGUACAGGGUUGUACAAGUACUACGCGGACGAGGCGGAGAAGCUGCAGAUCGUGGAGAUGCCGCUGGCCCACAAGCUCUCCAGCCUGAUCAUAAUUAUGCCGAACCACGUCGAGCCCUUGGAACGCCUGGAGAAGCUGCUCACCCGAGAACAGCUGCAGAGUUGGCUGGGCAAGCUGAAGCAGCGGUCAGUGGCCAUCUCCUUGCCCAAGGUCAGCCUGGAGGUCAGCCACGACAUUCAGAAACACCUGGCCGAUCUCGGCUUAACCGAAGCCGCGGAUAAGAACAAAGCUGACUUGUCCAAGAUCUCCGGCAAGAAGGACCUCUACCUCUCCAACGUCUUCCACGCAGCGGCUCUCGAACUGGACACGGAAGGCAACCCCUUCGACACUGACCUCUACAGCCGCGAAGAAAUCCGGAACCCCAAACUCUUCUACGUCGACCAUCCCUUCCUUUUCCUGGUCAAGGACAAUAAGACCAACUCUGUCCUGUUUAUCGGCCGGCUGGUGAGGCCCAAAGGAGACAAAAUGCACGACGAAUUGUAGUUUGUAGCACGCCGGGUUUCAUGCACGGCUCUUUUGGUUUUGAUUUUCUCUUUUUUUUAAAAAAAGAAAUGAGACAAAUUAGGUGCCUUUUUUUAAAAAACAAAGCAAAACUGGUACUCCUGUAAACCAGAG
Molecule: messenger RNA, 1596 nt
Organism: Notechis scutatus (mainland tiger snake)
Lineage: Eukaryota; Metazoa; Chordata; Lepidosauria; Squamata; Elapidae
Gene: SERPINH1
Product: serpin family H member 1
Biological process (GO): negative regulation of endopeptidase activity; collagen fibril organization
Cellular component (GO): endoplasmic reticulum
Molecular function (GO): serine-type endopeptidase inhibitor activity
Source: RefSeq, a predicted model, not a curated record